AAAACUUAAAACAGAAAGUUGGAGAGGGCAAAAAUCAAACCAUGGAUUCUUACAGACCGCACCAGCAGCAGUACAUGAGGGCGCCACCGCCACCGCCGCCACCGGCCACGUCGGAUCCCUACCACUACCAGCACCAACCACCACCACCGCCAAGACCGCCACUCCCUCAGCAGCAGCAAGGCACGUGGUACUCGAACCCGAACCAAAACCAGUACCACUCGGUACAGUCCCCGUCGCCUCCUCCUGCUCCGCAGCAGUGGGGUCCGCCACUUCACGCCGACCACCUCCCUCCCCCGCCGGGGUCUUAUGCUCCGCCGCCGCCUCCUCCUUAUUCCGCGCUUCAUUAUCGCCCUCACGGACCUCCUCAGCUACCUCCUCCACCUCCUCAGUCCUAUCAUCCUCAGCAGCUCAAUCAGGAGUGGGCAGCUCAGAAUCGGCCGAGUAACCAAGGUUGGGAUUAUCCAGUUCAUAACAAUGAACAAGAUUGGGCAGCCAAGGCUAGGGCAUGGGCAGCUAGGACGGCAAUGGAGAAUCAGGAUCAGCAACCCCAGUUUACUCCAGCCGGCAGACCAGAAGAACAAACUCAUUAUCAUGAGCAGUAUCCUCAAAGUCAGCACCAGUCUCUUUCUGCAUCUAGCUAUCAACAGGUUCUGGUUUCAGGGUCACCACUGCAGCACCGGCCACAUCCUCAGGACAUGAACUUUAUCGGCUCCGAACCAUCUCCAUAUGGACAUCAUACUGUCGGAUCUGCAAUUCCGUCUGUUCAUCAGCAGGAGGUACCUUCUAGUUAUUCUUCUGUUCCAGGCAAUGACACUUCUGCAGAAGUGAAUGAGCACUCUUACAACUUGUUACCUAUGCGAUAUUCCUCAGGUCAGGACGGACAGCAUAUGCAACAAUCUCAUGCAGUACCAUAUGGAUAUGGUAGUCAUUCUGCAGAUCCAGCAAUCAAUCUUGCCGACCAGCCUUUAGAAUUUGCAUCUGGGUUUAAUUCUGAUCAUCUGGCUCAAGCAUCUAGAUAUCCUCAUCAUGAUUCCGUUGGAAGUAUAAGAGGUGUGGACCCUUCCACAACAGUUACUUCCAUUAAUUCUUGGAAUGUUUCUGUUGCACCUGGUGUGGUAUACCCUCCUACUGUUCCAAUUCUACCAUCAGGACCACAGCAUGAUCCUUCUAUGAUGAUACCCUCACCAGUUCAUGGAAAUGCUCCACAUUCAUUCAGUAGUUUUCCUGGAUUGAGCCUCCAGCCAACAGUUCCAACCACUGGUCCUCCCUUUGGUAUCACUGCUGGUCAUCCUACUGUGGCCUUCCCAGGUGAUGCAUAUGGAGUUUCUAUGAUUUCUGAUCGCCCAAAGAAGGCUCCAGUGCCUAAUUGGCUUCGAGAGGAAAUUAUGAAAGUAAGCAUCACAAAUACGACCAUGGACCAUAUCAAGGAGGAAACACAAUCUGUUGAGGAUGAAGGUGUUGACAGAUCUUUUGGGAAGGGUGAUCAAGCUGAUAGCAAAAGCAUUGAUUCUUCUAGAUCAAUUGAAGAGGAGGAUGAUGAGGAUGAGGUGGAGGCAGCUCGGACUGCAGCGAUUAACAAGGAAAUAAAGCGUAUACUAACUGACAUUCUCGCAACGGUUACUGAUGAGCUCUUUGAUGAAAUUGCAACAAAAGUUCUUAGCGAAGAUGAUCAAACAUCUGCAGUUGGACUAGGCAAACUCCCAUCAAACCAUAAGGUGUUGCCACCUUCCCCAGCAGUUUCAGCUACCAAGGCUUCUGCAAAGCUUCUAAUUCCAGCCAAGACUAGGGAAUCUGAGACUGAUGCCAGUGAAAAAUCUAGCUCCCGUACACCCGGUGAUAUAUUGGGUCUUGCAAGUUAUGCCACUGAUGAUGAUGACGAUGAUGACGACAAUGGAAGUGGUGAAAUUCCGAGUGCUGGUGAGCCAAAAUCUGGAAAAGAUCGGUUUACUGUUAGAAACCCUCAUGAGUCAAAUGAUGCCACUAUAAAUGGCAAUUCUCCAGUAGAGCUUGAAGAGCACAGGAGAAGCCGGAUAAGUUUGCCAAAUGAUCUGAGCAAGAGUGAUAUUAUUCAUAAUAGAAAGAAGAGUGAGGAAAGUAAUGUUGAUACAUAUCUGCAAGAUUUCACUACUACAGAACCUGAACUGCCUAAGGAAAAUGUUAAUGUCUUAAAGACAGCAAAAGAUGACCCACAAAGUAGGGAGUCCAGGAUGAAACCAGAUAAACAUGUUCGACAUGAGAGUAAAAGGAGUUCUGUGGAAGAAAAUAAGGAGGUAGAGAGUGGUAAGAUUAGGACAGUGGAGAAGGAUGAUGAGAAUCGUAGGAGGCACGAUGAGAGGUCUCUGAGAAAGGAAAGGACAGAUGUUCGCAAUGGUUCAAAAGAAAGGAUCAAAGACCAAUAUCUGAAGUCUGGAGAUAAAGCAGAGGGAUCUGAUUCAAGAAAGAGGUACUCCCACGAGGAGGAGAAAAGAGAAAAGGAUAGACUCCAUAGAGAUAGUUCUAAAGAAGAUGUGAGCAGAAAAAGAGAACGAACAAAAAGUAAGGAGGAUGAUGGAUCAAGACGUAAACAUUCUACUGACUCAAGCAGACACAAGAGAAGACGCUCAUCUUCUAUCGAUAGCAAGAACAACUCGGUAAAUCAUGCCAAUCAUUCAAGUGAUGAAUCUUCUGAAGGUUCUAAAAGGAAGUUACAGUCAAGGAGACAUCACUCAUCACCUUCACCCGUCAGAUCUAGGAGAAGACAAGUUUCGCGGUCUCCACAUAGCAAGCAUUCUCAGCGCAGGCAUUCUCCCUACUCUUCUCUUGAUAGAAACAGGGGGAAAGGGUCAAGAUCCAGAUCACCUGCAAUUCGAGGUGGAGUCUCGGGUUUAUGGUCAGUUUGGCUAUGUGGGUUUGCGUUGAUUUGUCUCUCCUUCUAUGCCACGCAGAGGCUGCCUUCCUUCAGCGAUCAGAGGCUAACUUUCGGUCAACGAGAUGCCGGCGUUCCAGAGACGCCAAGAAUUGUUAUAUUUUCGGCGCCGAGGCCGUUUAGUGGUUCUGUUGGGGAUAGGCAGAGUCUGGCUCUUCGUUCUUGGCUAGCUUUGUCACCGGAGAUUAGAGUUGUGCUUUUCAGCAAAGACCCUUCUGUUGUUUCUUUUGCUGGAGGGUUUGGUUCUCGGGUUGUGGUGGAUCCUAACAUUGAUUUCACGUUUCUCGGUACCCCAUUUUUUCAUUCGAUGAUGGCAAGAACAUGGUCUCUUGCACCAGACAUAUCUGUUUUGGUUGAUCCGGAAACAAUUGUUUUACCUGAUUUCAUUCCCACCCUGAAUUAUGCUUACAAUCUUGAUGAUGAUUGGCUUCUAGUUGCUUCAUCACAAAAUGUGUCCUACUUCCCUUUCUACUUGGAUGAGGAUGGAAAGCAGUGGCGAAGGGAGGAUGGCAAAUUGAUGAGAACACGUAAGUUGCAGGAGAUAAUUGGUCAGAACUGGCAGCGGACUCCCUGUGAAGAGAAACUGCUUAUGGCAUGGAAUAGUGGAGAUCUUGCCCUAUAUUCUGGAGUCCUUCCUCCAUUUUUGUAUGGUAGGGGGGUGCACAAUAGUUGGGUGAUUAAUGAGGCUUUGUCAUCGGAGCUUAGGUUUGUGUUUGAUGCCAGUUGGACAAUCUCAAGCUUAUAUAUAAUUGGUCAGGAGAAGCUGAAUAACUGGAGUAUUGGAGCUUCCAAUGCUUCAAUUUUUGAAAGGAGAAGCUGGGAAUAUGCUGGAAACUCUCACAUUGGAGCAUUGUAUGGAUCAUUGUCUCAUCGUGAAACUAAUUAUUCUAGUCUAGUCAAACUUUUGAAAUGCAACAGCCAAUAUAUCUUUGUCAACAAAACAGAUAAUAUUUGUUCGUCUGCAUACCGACGUGCUGGCUUGGGUUCCUGGUGGAAGAAGAAAAGUUUAGCUUGGGUUGAGGGUGUUAACUCACAAGGCAAGUUAUUGGAUUGCACUCAUAUGGUUCCUACAAAGCAUUCAAAAUCAUUUGACUAUCCAUUUUCCUUGGAGACACUUUUAGCAUUAAAUGCAGACAAAAAUAAGACAAUUGUGCUUGCUGCUGCUGGAUAUAGUUAUAAGGACAUGCUAAUGAGCUGGGUGUGUCGAAUGCGUCACCUACAGAUCACAAAUUUUAUCAUUUGUGCCCUUGACCAAGAGAUCUACGAAUUCUCUAUCUUGAUGGGUCUGCCUGUGUUCAGGGAUCCAGUUGCUCCAAGUGAGAUCAGCUUCAAUGAUUGCCACUUCGGAACAAAAUGUUUUCAGAAGGUGACCAAAGUGAAGUCCAGAAUGGUUUUAAAGAUACUGAAGAUGGGUUACAGUGUACUUCUUAGUGAUGUGGAUGUUUAUUGGUUUGGAAAUCCAUUGCCAUUGCUCUGGUCUUUUGGUCCUGCUGUUCUGGCAGCUCAGUCGGAUGAAUUCAACAAAACAGGACCAAUUAACCUACCCAGGCGCUUAAAUUCUGGCUUCUACUUCGCCCGUUCAGAUACUUCGACAAUUGCUGCUAUGCAGAAAGUGGUAGCACAUGCUGCAACUUCAGGUUUAUCUGAACAGCCAAGCUUCUAUGACACACUAUGUGGAGAAGGGGGCUCCAAUCGUGUGGGUAACAAUAGAUGCUUAGAACCUGAAAUGAAUCUGACUGUCCAUUUUUUGGACAGAGAUAUCUUCCCAAAUGGGGCAUACCGAGGCCUAUGGGACAGAAAAAAUGUUAGAAAAGCCUGUGCGAAGCAGGGAUGUUUGGUACUCCAUAACAAUUGGAUCAGUGGCAGACUGAAGAAGCUAGAAAGACAAGUGUUAUCUGGAUUAUGGGACUUUGAUACUAGCACGAGGAUUUGUCAGGCACAACACACUGAUACACACUGAUGCAACAGCCGGCCACGAUGGUAAAUGCGUAAUAAUAUCAAAUCAUCUGUAAAUGCUCAUCAAUCCACAAAAGUGGACUAUGCUGAAACAUUUUCGAUUGCGGUUAUGCUAAAGAUGUGCAUGCAGUUGUUAGGGCUAGUUCGGCAUUCUGAAAGUGAAACUGAGAGAAACAAGCUUCUGCUUCCUUUUCAUUGGACUACAGUACGGUCAAAAAAAUUCUUGUGAGGAUAGUUCAUGUAGUUGGCCAAAAGAGCUGUUCCAAAUGCAGAUGUCGCAUCUGUGCUGAUGGAUAAAUAUCCUGGGAAAUGUGUUGCCCGCCCAGAUUUUUCCAAAAAGCCUCAAGAGUCCCUUUUAAGGCCAGAGGAAAGCCUUUUGCUGGUCAGGAGUAUCAUAAAAUACCAUGUACAACAGAGCAGAAAUUUCAGCGUAAAUAGCAUAAUAAGGUGAAGACCAAAGAACCUGCUGAAGAUGAAGAGGUGAUUUUGGGUGAAAAGAUCAAUACAGAUUUGGAAGGGGAAGACACCAAUGGGAGGGGAAUUAGAGGAAAGAAGCCAUUUGUACCUCCCCUCCCAAAGGUCAGAUCAGGUAGAGGAUUUGGAUGGGAGCGUAGUCUCACUUAUGUACAAGAAGUCUCUCCAUGACAUUCUGUAUGUUAGCAAUCUGGCUUUAAUAUUCUGGUACGUCAGUGAAUUGCUAUUUCAGAUAAAGUUUGAGAAAUGCAUUGAAGCU
Molecule: messenger RNA, 5594 nt
Organism: Argentina anserina (silverweed cinquefoil)
Lineage: Eukaryota; Viridiplantae; Streptophyta; Magnoliopsida; Rosales; Rosaceae
Exons: 17
Coding region: 42-4865 (1607 amino acids)
Molecular function (GO): glycosyltransferase activity
Source: RefSeq, a predicted model, not a curated record